CCUCUUUCUAACGUAAAAAAAACUGAAAAAAACAGAAGAGUUUAGGGACGAUUUUAGGAGAGAGAAUCUAGGGCUUGUUUUAAAAACCACUGACGUGGACACAUGAAAAUUGUUUUAAGCUGAUGUGGCACAGGUUCAAUUCUAAAACUGCUUUAAUAUAUCUUAAAAAUGAAGAUAAAGAUUAAAGAUUGUGUAUCUCCCAAUGAAAUGGCACGAGUCUUGUAACUAAUGAGUGGCACCAGAAUAUCAAAGUGGGCCCACAAUUCUGGCCCUAGAGAUUCAAUAUGGGUCCAUACAUGAGAGAAUUGGAUUUGAGCCCAUGAAGUGCGGAUCACCAACAUGCACUACGAGAAAGAUGACAUCACCAGUAGGGAGCGGAUACUAUAACAACAUCCCUUAUGUUGUUAUAGUAAUAUCAUGGGUAAAAAGAGAAAUUAAUAAAAUAUAACACAUUACAAAAUAAAAAUUGAAUUAAAACUCAAACAUUCACGUGCUCUGCUCUCCCUCUGCCUCGUCUGACCUAAAACAUAUCUGCCUCCGUUGAUCCCCGACCACCAUCAGAGCUUUAUCCUUCACAGCAAUCUCUACGGCGGUGGCGGCGCAAAAUCAACUUUCUCGCCAUUGAAUAGCGAGUUGUUCAUGGACGAUCGAGAUCAACGCUCCUCUUCCUCAUUGGAAGCAAAUGAAUUGGAAGGCGCGCCGGAAGGGAGCUACUGCGUCUGGACGCCGAAACUGAUUUCUCCGUCGUCGAUCACCGGAGCAUCGCCUUCUCCCGGUAGAUGCAAGAAAAGCAAUGCCGGAGUGGAGCAAGAUAGGAGUUGUGCGGAGGUGGGAGGCAAGGCGGCGACGUGAAAUGUGGUUAGGACCCCUGAUACGAAAGGAGUGGAGCAAGAUAGGAGUUGUCCGGAGUGGAGAAUCUGCUUUUCGUUUAAACUUUAAACAAAUGAGAGAGUGAGAAGCUGGUUAGGACCCCUGAUAUGAAAGGUUUGGCUUAAAUCUGUUAAUGCAAACCACAAACACUAUAAAACAAUCAUAAAAUGUACCUUAGAAACCUCUUAAAGUAUACCAUAAAUCGCUAAAAACAUACCAAAAAUCCCACAAAGUAAACCACAAAUAUUUUA
Molecule: messenger RNA, 1121 nt
Organism: Linum trigynum
Lineage: Eukaryota; Viridiplantae; Streptophyta; Magnoliopsida; Malpighiales; Linaceae
Source: the annotation of a GenBank genome assembly